Messenger RNA from Candoia aspera, 955 nucleotides. RefSeq names its product acidic nuclear phosphoprotein 32 family member B (gene ANP32B). Gene Ontology annotation, biological process: regulation of apoptotic process. Gene Ontology annotation, cellular component: nucleus. Gene Ontology annotation, molecular function: histone binding. The record is from RefSeq and is a predicted model, not a curated record. The transcript has 7 exons. Lineage: Eukaryota; Metazoa; Chordata; Lepidosauria; Squamata; Candoiidae. The coding region runs from base 167 to 955 and encodes 262 amino acids.
UCCAGGCAAGGGCUCCGUUGCCAGUUUAACUGCAGUUGCGGCCGCGGCGAAGGCUGCGCUGAGCGCUCCCGCCCUCCUGCCUGCAACUCCCCCUCCACCGUUUCCCUUGGAGUUGACUGGGCACCGUAGGCUCAGGGCCUGAACUCGGGCCCGUCCCGCCGCCGUCAUGGACAUGAAGAAGCUCAUCUAUUUGGAGUUACAAGACCGGACCCCGCCGGAUGUCAAAGAGCUUGUUCUUGAUGACUGCAGAUCAAACAAUGACGAAAUUGAGGAACUCUUAGAAGAGUUUGUGAACUUGGAGUUUCUCAGCUUAAUAAAUGUUGGACUGGUCUCUGUCUCAAAUCUCCCUGAACUCCCCAAAUUGAAAAAGCUUGAACUCAGUGAGAACAAGAUUUCUGGAGGCCUUGAUGUAUUAGCAGAAAAACUUCCUAACCUCACACAUUUAAACCUCAGUGGAAAUAAUCUGAAUGAUAUUGAUACUUUGGAACCCUUGAAAAAGUUGGACUCUCUGAAGAGCCUUGACCUGUUCAACUGUGAGGUAACAAAUCUAAAUGACUACCGAGAGUGUGUCUUCACACUUCUUCCACAGCUCACCUAUCUGGAUGGAUAUGAUCAGGAUGAUAAAGACCCUUCUUUUUCAGAAGCUGAAGUAGAUAGUUUUGGUGAGGAAGAUGAUGAUGAUGAUGAAGACGAGGAUGAGUACGAGGAUGAGUAUGGUGAGGAGGAAUCACUUUAUGAUUGGUUUGAGUAUGGAGGAGGACAAGAUGAAAAAGAUGAAAUUAGUGGAGAGGAGGAACUGCUUGGGCAUGAUAGUGAAGAAGAGGAAGAUGAGGAGGAAAAUGAGGAAAACAAGAAGGAAGACGAGGAGGAGAAGGAGGAAGAUGAAGAGGAUAGUAGGAAAGGUGAAAAGAGAAAAAGAGAAACAGAUGACGAAGGGGAUAAAGAUGAUGACUAA